This is a messenger RNA of Caenorhabditis angaria, 3351 nucleotides long. NCBI's taxonomy places the organism in Eukaryota, Metazoa, Nematoda, Chromadorea, Rhabditida, Rhabditidae. The record is from the annotation of a GenBank genome assembly.
AUGGGAAACACCUUAACUGGAGAAUAUCCGAGUAGCUGGGAAGAAGAAGAUGUUCGAAAAUGGAUGAAAGAAGCCGCUCACAUGCAAAAACUCUUCUACACUUUAUUCAAUGGCUCACACUUCGAUGAAUAUCACGAGUUGACCGAAGGCCAGCAGAUCUCGAAAAUAUGCUGUGCAAUCUACGGUCCGCCUCAAAAAGAAGCCGAUGAUAUCGAAAGUGCUUAUACAAAAGAGCAAAGAGAGGAAUCGAAAAAGAUUUUGGAUAAGAUCAAAGAAGUUUGGCGGGAAAGUCCAUCGAAAAAUCGGCCAAAUUUCAGUGUUGGCGUCAUUUUUAUUUGUUGUAAGCAAGAGAAAAACGAGUACACUUUGCCGAUUUUUCGACUAUUAUACAAGAUAAAAGGUAUUGUCCAUCAUUCUCGAUAUAUUGAUACAACAUGCCGUGUUUAUGAAAGUUGGGAUGAUUGGAAGGAGAAUAAUAUGAUGCCAAUGUUGAAAUAUUGUUAUCCAGAAAGGGGUUAUUAUACAUGUUCGCAUGACACGGCAUUUGAAUUUGAUGCUGAUAAAGAUCCGGAUAUUUCAUAUGGAACAUCACCGGCUUGCGAUUUAUCGGCGAGAAUUCUAAGAUCAGCUGAUGCUGUUAUCACAACUGUUGGGAUUACUUUGGGACUUUUAUCGAUGCUAACUCCGGCUGGAAUGUUUACUGGACCUGCGAUGUUGACAACUAUUGGAGGAACUGCUUUGUAUGGUUGUGGAAGAGCAGGUAAAUAAGUUUUCCUGUCGAAUUUCAGGUUAAAUAUACAGUUUUCAACACAUUUUUCUCUACAAAUUCAAAAAAAAGCGUUUUUGCAGGUCAGAGAUUAUAUGACAAAGCAACACACGGUGAAAGUAUGUCAGAUUUGGAAAGUAUUGUAUUAAUCGCCUCAAUCAUCGCCGCUCCUCUCUCAUUUGUCUCUUGUUUGGUCAAUGCAAAACUUGCAGCUGGUGCAGCUCAGGGAAGAAUAUUUUCGCAAAGUACACGAGUUCUAGCGACUGUUCUAUUUAUCACCACUUUCUCACUCGACUCAUUUUUCCUUAUUGUCAAUAUUGCAAACUUGAUUGAUAAAGCUAAGAAAGAUCAACUAACUAAACUUGAUAUUCUACAAUUUUCGAUAAGUUGUUUGUUUUUUGCGAAUACUUUGAUUCAACCGAAGACUGCGAAAGGAGUUAUUGAAAAAGCGCAACAACAAAGAAUUAAUACGAUUGCGAGUGGAAUAAGUGAUGAGCAGGCAAAAGUUGCAUUUGAUAAAUUUUUGAAAAACAAUGAUCAUGGAAAGAAUAUGCAAACGAAUUCGAAAAUUAUUCGAUCUUUGAAUAAAAUCGAAAAUCCCAAUACAUUUUUCAAAAAUAAUGCUGGAAAUGAUAUCAAAAUUGGAGGAAGAAAAGGGAGAACUGUAUUUGUGACUGAUGCGCAGAAUAAUACGAGAAGAGUUAAUCCAAAUGAAAAGUUUGUUUUUUUUUUGAAUUUUCAAAAAGGAAUUGAGGAAUCUUUCUAGACUCUAUUUAAAAUUCGUAGAAUUUCCACGUGGCAACUAUACUCUAGUUGGCGUUUUUUCAAAAAAAAAUGCCACGUGGAUUUUUUGCGCUCUGAUUUUUAUCAAAAAAAAUCUGAAAAAAUUUUUUUUUUCUCAAAAUUCAAUUUUCAUUCAGAAAUUUCAAAACAAAUCUUACUAGACUCUAGUUUAUUUUUUUCAAAAAUGGUUGAAAAUCGACGUGGAAAAUUAUGAAACUAGACUGUAGUUUUAAUACACUGCGCUAUCUUUUUUAUCAAAAAAAUUCCGGAAAAAGUUUUUUUUCAGGAUUACUUACACAACUCAACGUCAAGAAGGAACUCCGAGGAUUCAAAAACCAGGAAAACUCAAAAAAUGUCUUGGAAUCGAACACGAGAAACAUAAAUAUUUGAAAAAUAUGACAGAUCGACAAAAAGGAAGAGUUUCAAAAGUAUUUGGAGGAUCAGCAAAAUAUGAUAAAGAUAUUGUUGAUGUUGCAACAAGAAUCGCAGAUGAUUUAAAAGUUCGAAAUGCUGAUGAAUAUAUGUCAGUUGUUGAAAUUGUUUCAGCUGAAAAACAAAAGAAUCCUGGAGCCAGAUUCAAUGGAAAUGAUUAUUCGAAAUUUGUUGAUGGAAUUCGGAAGGAUUUGCAGAAGGCGACAAGUUUGGCAGCGAAAAAGAAUCGAACAUUUGCUGAUCCUUAUUUAGCCACUUAUCAUUAUCGAAAACAUGGAGAAGAUUUUAUAAGGAAUUGUAAACUUGAAUUUUAUGUUGGCAAAGUGCCGGAGAGAAUUAUUAAAACUGGAAAAUUGACUGAAGUUUGUAAUAUUGAAACUGUUCAACCGGUUGGUUUUUGGGGAAAUUUUUUAACAUUUUUCUACUCAACACUUUUGUUCAGAGAUAGAUUUUGGGGUCAUAAGAACACGCUAAAAAUUUAAGUUACCCAAUGGAGCUCUGAGCCAAGUUCUGGGCUCUCAAAAGUUCCAAAAAUUGUUUCAAAAAUAAUUUUCAAGAGAAAUAAAGUUUCAGAUAUUAAUCGGCAUAGUCGAUUAUCUAAAAGUAGAUCAAUAAAAAAUAUAUUUUCGAAAAAUUUUGAAGUUUUUUAUUUUUGGGCUGAAAAUUCGUUCAUUUUCCCAAAAUCAAAAUUUUUUCCGAAAAUUCAAUUUAUUGAUGGUUUUUGGGUAAAUCGACCACGCUGAUCAUCAUCUGCUACUCAGUUUUUCAUAAAAUUGAUCGAGAAUUGAGUUAUGAUGUGUUUUAUGAGCUAAUUUUGGCAAUUUUUGAACUUUUGAGAGCCCAGAACUUGGCUCAGAGCUCCAUUGGGUAACUUAAAUUUUUAGGGUGUUCUUAUGGCCCCAAAAGCUGCUCAAGAGUAAAAAAAGGUUCCCUUGUAAGGAAAAAAAUCGAAAAAUAACAGACAAAAUUGAAAAAAUCUAGCUUUUUCUUUUCAGGAUGGAACAACUUCAAAUCUAACUCGCAAAACCUAUUUCACACCAAAUGAUGAAAUGUGUGUUGUAAUGGAACACGAAGGAAAACAAACAAUCUCAACAUGUUUCAAAAAUACCGGAGGAUGGGAAGAGCAUUUGAAAAAGUUUCCAAUUACCAAUACAACUCCAAAUCUUCAAAUUGCUUCUGCUGAUUUUGCGCGAAGAAUUGGUCUUCAAACGAUUUCUGUUAGAAUUCAUGAUUCGACUGGAGAAUAUGAUGCGGAAAAAUAUGCAAGUGCUAAUAAGGAUGCGGAAUAUUAUCAAAAUAUGAUUGCACAUCUUUUGGAUGAUCUUUCUGGUUCAGGAGACGAUGAUGGUUAUGAUUCCGGUGAUGAAUAA